AGAAUUGGUUGUCACAAAUACACUUACUAGUUUUAGGUUGGUUUGCAAAUCAAUAAGUAUAAAACAUUCAAGUCUUCGGCGGCCAGACCACAAGUGCGUCAUUCAUUGUAGUAGUCAGUAGCCACUGGUUGUGGCAUCGAUUUCCACUGACCCUGACCAAGUGCGCUCGAUUUUAUUGCUUCGCUUCUCUCUGCAUUGCAUCGCUCUCGCUCUCGCCUUCCCACUCUCCCGCUCUCAGCGAUCAGGAAACAAUCAGUUUGCAUUUAGCAUGACUGAAAGUUUGGAGGACACACCCGAUGCGGGGCUGAUGGGCUCCAUAGCCGAGCUAGGGGGCGUAUCGCCGGAGGCACUGCGUCUUCUACUAACACUUAUGGCUGGCUAUCCCAUCGCUGCGCUCUACACCAAAUAUGUUGCAGAUUUACCCUUGAAGAUGCUGCAUCACGUAUUCUUCUUCACCUGUGGAGCUGGCCUCUGCUACUUCAACUAUGGCGUCGGCACAUAUCACUCGCUGCUGGGCAUUCUCGUAACAUAUCUGCUGGUCCUGUUCUUGCGACAGAACAUCAAGCUUUUGAUUGGGCUGAACUUCUCGUUCCACAUGACCUACUUGCUGCUUGGCUACUUUUACACAUCCAGCAACGAGUAUGACAUUCUGUGGACGAUGCCGCACUGCAUUUUGGUGCUGCGCAUGAUUGGCUUCGGCUUCGACAUCUCCGACGGUCUCAAGGCAAAUGAGGCUCUGUCCAAGGAACAAAAGGAAACUGCUCUGCCGCAGGUACCAUCGCUUUUGGAGCUCUUGGCAUUCGCGUACUUCCCCAGCGGUUUCCUGAUAGGACCUCAGUUUCCCAUGCGUCGCUACCAGAACUUUAUCAACGGAGACUACCGAAGGCACGAGGGCAAUGUGGAGGCGGGCAUGCGUCGCCUGGCUGCCGGCGUGUUCUAUCUAAUCGUUUGUCAGGUGGGGCUGAGCGUACUGCCCGACUCGUACUUCCUUAGCCCAGAGUUCGCCAAGGUGGGAUUCAUCAAGCGGAUCUACCUGCUCGGUUUUUGGGCAAAGUUCAGCCUGUACAAGUACAUCUCGUGCUGGCUCCUCACCGAGGGCGCCCUCAUCUACAUUGGCUUCACCUACAAGGGCACGGAUGAGCAUGGCGAGCCCGACUGGUCUGGCUGCAGCAAUGUGAAGCUGGUCCUGCUGGAAACGGGCAACACCAUGGAGCACUAUGUGCAGAGCUUCAAUGUGAACACGAACCAGUGGGUGGGACAGUAUAUAUACAAGCGCUUGAAGUUCCUCAACAAUCGCACGAUCAGCUAUGGAGCGGCCCUGGGUUUCCUGGCCAUCUGGCAUGGCUAUCACAGUGGCUACUACAUGGCUUUCCUCAUGGAGUAUAUGGUUGUCAGCACAGAGAAGCAGAUCACAAACUUCUACGACAAGGUUGUCCUGCCCCGAUAUGGUAACUUCCUGAACAGCUCGGAUGUCUACAAAAUUCUUUACUUCGCCACCCUGAAGUCCUACAACAUCGUCUACAUGGGUUGGUGUCUGGCAUCCUUUGUGUUCCUCAAGUACGAGCGCUGGAUCGUAGUCUUUGAAGCCGUGAACUAUUAUGGCUUCAUCUGGCUACUCAUCUGGGCAGCCUUCUAUCAGAGCUAUCUGUACUUGUCGCGCUUCGGCGGCAAGAGCAGUGCCGACGCCACCGGCGGGAAGAAGACUCAGUAGAAACGAAGAGUUUUUAGUUUUUGCCUCACGAACAUUGUUUGGAAUUAGUACUAACGAUGGAUCCAUAUUCUUUUUACUAAUCUACUAACCAAAUCAAGUAGUUUCCUACCAAAUAAUAUGCCACUGUAAACGGAGAUUUGUUAAACACAAAAACACACGCAAAUAUCGAUUCGAUUGCCUAGUCAAAGGAGAGGAGAACUUAUCCCCAAAAUACACACGCAGUGUGUUUCAUAAAGAAUGGGACAGCUGUCUUAUACUGCCCGAAGCGCACUGCAGAGUCUUAAAUAUGUAAUAUGAUACCUAUAGAUUUGUAAAUUAUAUAAGUGUUGACACAGCAAAUGUUCGUUCAAUUAGUAACUAACUAAGCCCCGCUCACCAUCUAAGACUUCUUAAUGCCCACUUGUAUGAUAGUCCGGAGGAGUCGUAACUAUUUUUUAUUUUGUUUGCUUAUCCUGCAGCCAUCUUAAACGAACACCACCCGACGAGACUUAAAUCUAAGCUAUAAAGACAAUUUUAUACCA
Drosophila pseudoobscura is the source of this 2232-nucleotide messenger RNA. RefSeq names its product lysophosphatidylcholine acyltransferase 3 protein nessy (gene nes). Gene Ontology annotation, biological process: lipid modification; phosphatidylcholine biosynthetic process. Bases 269 to 1711 code for a protein of 480 amino acids. Gene Ontology annotation, molecular function: 1-acylglycerophosphocholine O-acyltransferase activity; lysophospholipid acyltransferase activity. Lineage: Eukaryota; Metazoa; Arthropoda; Insecta; Diptera; Drosophilidae. The record is from RefSeq and is a predicted model, not a curated record. Gene Ontology annotation, cellular component: membrane. The transcript has 4 exons.